CCAUUCUACAAAAAAGGAAAUGGAUUUAGGAGUAAUUCAGAGGCUUUCCGAGGAUAUACAGCCUGGGUUCUAACCCAGGUCUGUCGGACCUCGAUGUUCACCCUUCCCACUAAAUUCCCUCUUGGGAACUCUUUUAAGGAUUCUGACUUAAGUGGAGCCCAGACCAAUCUUAAAUGUGGUAAGAAAUACAAUUCUGUGGCAUCUAAAGAAUUCCCAGCCCUACUUCGGGGGUGGGAAGAGUAGGAGUGUGUUGCAUUAUACUGGGUAGAGUCCCACCAGUUUCUUUUAGACACUUGAGUAAUUUAAGCAUAAAUAACUGGGCACUGGGAACAGGCCACUCACUAAUAAAAGCAUGGGCUGGAAUCAUGUUUGAAAAAAAAAAAAAAAAAAUCCAAGCCCUUCCGUGGGUGGAUGUAUCUGCAAAACAAAAGAAAAGCCCCUUUCCCAGCCUAGGCAGAGAAGUCUCCUGUACAGUUAGAGACAACAGGCUUCCGGGCGCGUAGCCAAGGUUCUGGGGAUAUUUAUAACUUGAAGAGGGUGGGAGUCCCUAAUAAGCUGCUAUAUUCUUUUUCCAUCACUUCCCUCUCCAAGACUACAGCGAGCUCAAAGCUCUUCCCCCACGCAGAAUGCCUGCCUCGCCUAGUGCUCGACUUCCAUUGUCUAAUUCUCUCAUCCUGGCUGGGGAAAGGGAAGGCUGCAAGUCCUUCCGUUCCGCGGAACUCCAGAUGAAUACAGUUUAGCUGCCAGUGGUGUUUAGCCAGCUACUGUGGGAUCGGCCUCUGGGCCUGUGGUUUCGCUGAGCGGUCUGAAAAGUCUAAGCUUUGGGAUCAGCCUACGAUUUCUGGGUUUUGUCUGGAAGGUUACGGAUUCGAGAUAUACCUGCGGGUCUGAGAUCUUCGGGAUCUUCCAGCGAUCUCUAGAAUCUCUCCAGAUAUCAGAGGCCGGAGGGGACUAUCUGCGGCGUUGGAAUCAGCCUGAGGCCUCUCGGAUCUUGUAGCCGGCGAUCUAGAGGAUCUUUUGCAGGUCAGGAGAUCAGACUUAAUGCUUUUGCCUCCUCAACAUUUCUAACCAUGUCUGUAAUUUCAAGAAGAAAAACUGGUAUUAACAACUUAGAUACCGAGUAGUGAGGAAGCGUUGUGUGAUUUCAGGCACCUGUGACAUUUGAAGAUAUGGCCAUGUACCUCACCCGGGAAGAAUGGAGACCUCUGGAUCCUACACAGAGGGAUCUUUACAGAGAUGUUAUGCAGGAGAAUUAUGGAAACGUCGUCUCAUUAGAUUUUGAAAUCAGGAGUGAGAAUGAAGUGAAUCCAAAGCAAGAGAUUAGUGAAGAUGUAGAGUUUGGGACCACGUCCGAAAGGCCUGGUGGGAAUGUUGAGGAAAAUCCUGAAAGCGAAGAGACCUUUGAAGGUGGAGACAGAUCAGAAAGACAGUGGGGAGAUUUGACUGCAGAAGAGUGGGUGAGCUAUCCUCUCCAGCAAGUCACCGAUCUGCUUGUCCACAAAGAAGCCCACACGGGCAUCCGAUACCACAUAUGCUCUCACUGUGGGAAGGCCUUCAGUCAGAUCUCAGACCUCAACAGACACCAGAAAACCCACACGGGAGACAGACCUUAUAAAUGUUACGAAUGUGGAAAAGGUUUCAGUCGUAGCUCCCACCUCAUUCAGCACCAGAGAACACACACUGGGGAGAGGCCAUAUGACUGCAAUGAGUGUGGGAAAAGUUUUGGAAGGAGCUCUCACCUCAUCCAGCACCAGACAAUCCACACUGGUGAGAAACCACACAAGUGUAAUGAGUGUGGGAAAAGUUUCUGCCGGCUUUCCCACCUAAUUCAGCACCAGCGAACCCACAGUGGGGAGAAACCAUAUGAAUGUGAGGAAUGUGGGAAAAGCUUCAGCCGGAGCUCCCACCUGGCUCAGCACCAGAGGACACACACUGGUGAGAAGCCUUAUGAGUGUAAUGAAUGUGGCCGAGGCUUCAGUGAGAGGUCUGAUCUCAUCAAACACUACCGAGUGCACACAGGUGAGAGGCCCUACAAGUGUGAUGAAUGUGGGAAGAAUUUCAGUCAGAACUCUGACCUUGUGCGGCACCGCAGAGCCCAUACAGGAGAAAAGCCCUACCACUGUAAUGAAUGUGGAGAGAACUUCAGCCGCAUCUCACACUUGGUUCAGCACCAGAGGACCCACACUGGAGAGAAGCCAUAUGAGUGCAAUGCUUGUGGGAAAAGCUUCAGCCGGAGCUCUCAUCUUAUCACACACCAGAAAAUUCACACUGGGGAGAAGCCCUACGAGUGUAACGAGUGUUGGCGAAGCUUUGGCGAAAGGUCAGAUCUCAUUAAGCACCAGAGAACCCACACAGGAGAGAAACCCUAUGAGUGUGUGCAGUGUGGAAAAGGGUUUACUCAGAGUUCCAACCUCAUCACACACCAAAGGGUCCACACAGGAGAGAAGCCUUAUGAAUGUACCGAGUGUGAGAAGAGUUUCAGCCGGAGCUCAGCUCUUAUUAAACAUAAGAGAGUUCAUACCGACUAAGUCUUUUAAUUAUGAUGACUGAGAAAUUCACUUAAAGGUACAGUUUUAUUUGCUAUCAGUGAGCCUCCUUAUAACGGAGCUCCCUACUGACUUAUGUUAAUUGAGUCACAAUUUCAAACAUCAAAAAAGAUAAUCUUUUCGAAAUUCUGACCCACUUCCUCCAAAAUAAUAAUUUUUGUCCACUCAGUAUCAAUGGAUUACUUCAUCAAAUCAGCCCCACAAAUAGGUGGAAAUCUGAAGAUCUUGGGACAAAUGCUGGUGCAUGCUGAGGCCUGGACGUGGAGUAAAUCUUUAAAAGUUCUUUCUCCGAGCCGAGGCCUUUCUCCUAAAUUCUGCUAGGAGAACUAUAAUAGGAUGGUUCUGGCUGCCUUGGGAAAAGGUGACCACACUCAGCCUGGCUUGCCAUGUUUAGUCACACAUCGUAGUAGUUGGGUACACACUUCUACUCCAAAGGGCUUUUUCCUUGAGUUGCUCACACAUUUGUAUCUUUCUGUCUUCCUGAGAGCAGAAUUCUGCAUGGUGAAGGCAAUGAUCUCAACUUUUCUCCUUCUGUUUCUACUUAACUAGUUUAAAUCUUGCAUCUUUAUGAAAACCAACAGAAGAUACAGUGUGAAAAGCAAAAUGAGACACAGGUUUGAGGACCAAGGACCCAUCGAUGGUAGUGACUUUAGAAGAAAUGCCCAUUGCUGUCAUUAAUCAGGUUUAUGCAACGGAAGGGAACAUUGUAGGGAAGAUACCGUCAAGGCAGCGUAGGGCCACACCUGAUAUUGGAAUGAAAGGAACAAGUGGAACUGCCACCUCCUGGGAAGGAAGCACAGUCCUCUCUCAAGGGACAUGGUUCAUUUCUGUGUGUGUUCCACUUUAAUCUUUAUGAUUUGUUCUCCCUGUACUGCUAACUAUAGGGUUUGCUAGGGCCACAUCUCAGUUUUUAUCUUAGCUUGAGUAAGGGCAUGUAUAUGUACAGUGAAAUGUGUAUUCCUUUGGAUUUUUAAUAGCAGAAACUGAAUUCACAAAGAAUAAGCAUGUUCUUGGGUGAUGUGAAUCACGUGACAGAACUAAUAGAACUCCAGAGUGAGAAAUGUCUCUCUUCCAUUUGUUAUGGAAAAAAAAAAAAAAAUUUAAACACUAGUGCUCGAGUAUGCACUCUUGUAAAGUUUGUCUUUACUGUACAGAACUAAGCACUUGUUUGUAUGCACCCAUCCGUUGUGAAUGGUGAAGCCUGGACAGAUAGGUUGAUUGUCCUGUUCUAAGACUGAUUGUGUUUUAUGUCGAUGAAGGACUCAUUGGCAUAAUCAGCAGGAAUUAACAAACCUAAGUAGGAAUGUAUUUCUCUCCUUCCAGCCUACAGAUAUAAGUGGUUAAAAUAAUUGACCCAGUCUCAGCCUCCUAAUGUCAGUUCUUCUUACCUCUGCUUGAGUAGGAAUUAAUAUAUAUUCCAAAUGUGUUUAUUCAGUCCUGUGGCGAUGGGAAGGAAUGGGUGCUAAGGAGCUGAGACCGAAGGAAUAUAUUUUCUUCUGAAAAUGUCUCAAACGUAUAUCUGCUGUGCUUUAUUGUGAAUGUUAUAUAACAUUUUAAAACUUUUUCCUCCAUAGCUCUUUGGAAUUUGGUGAUAAAGGAGCCAGUGGUCUCUCUUGAGCAGUGUACCAUAGUCAGUUAUUGUAACCCACAGCUGGGUGAUAGUGUCUCACCUGCAGAUGACACAACCUCAAAAACAAAACAAAGCACACUCCAAGGAGGUUUCCUCACAUUGCCCCCCCUGUUUAAUUACAAACUUGGGGCAGGGAGCAUGGUUUUUGUUCUAUACACAAGCUAGCCGGCUGUGGGUGUUCCUAUUUGAAUUGCUGGAUGCCAUAGAUGUUCUUGGUAACUAAGCUCAACUUUGUCUUCUGUAUCAGUGUUGCCGAUGGUAGUUAUGAAUGGACUUCACUGUUUUCUGAAUGCAUCUCUGAGCCACUACAAGUGUCAGCUUGGGAGUGGCAACAGAGGACCUCUCUGUGACCUGAGCGUAUUGUUUCCCCUUCUCCGCUGCUGCUCUCCUGCCCCGUCCCAACCUGUUCCUGCUGCUGUUUUUUGGCUUCUUAGAGGUGAAGGGCUUAAGAAGAGACUUCUGAGUCCCCCAGCCCUUUCUUUCCAUACACGUAUGCUCCAGCUGGGAAGUGGAAAGGGCAGCGGCCUCCCCAACCCUUCUCGUUCUGCUGGUUGCUGCCGUUUGAUGUGCCGAACUUCCUGUAGAAGUCAUGCAGCAGAAGCUCUUCGCUAAUGGUUUUUGCAUGCCUUCUGCUCCCACGUCCUUGGCUGCUUCUGCGCAUACCCCAAACUCUGUGCCUGUUUCCUAUGGUUGUGCAGAGUGAGUGAACAAGUCUGUAGAACAGUUUUCCUUAUGGUAUUGGCCACAGUUAUCCUAGUGUUGAACUACAUCUGUAUUAUUCUAACAAUAUUCUCUAAUUAAAAGUAUUUUAAAAUCAAAACAAGUGAGGAUUCUUUUAGUAAUCUAGC
Octodon degus (degu) is the source of this 5024-nucleotide messenger RNA. RefSeq names its product zinc finger protein 436 (gene Znf436). Gene Ontology annotation, biological process: regulation of transcription by RNA polymerase II; central nervous system development. NCBI's taxonomy places the organism in Eukaryota, Metazoa, Chordata, Mammalia, Rodentia, Octodontidae. Gene Ontology annotation, molecular function: DNA-binding transcription factor activity, RNA polymerase II-specific; RNA polymerase II cis-regulatory region sequence-specific DNA binding. The transcript is spliced from 3 exons. Gene Ontology annotation, cellular component: nucleus. Bases 1170 to 2528 code for a protein of 452 amino acids. The record is from RefSeq and is a predicted model, not a curated record.